Didymosphaeria variabile is the source of this 1002-nucleotide messenger RNA. RefSeq lists its product as uncharacterized. Gene Ontology annotation, molecular function: tocopherol cyclase activity. The coding region runs from base 1 to 1002 and encodes 333 amino acids. Lineage: Eukaryota; Fungi; Ascomycota; Dothideomycetes; Pleosporales; Didymosphaeriaceae. The transcript is spliced from 2 exons. The record is from RefSeq and is a predicted model, not a curated record.
AUGGAGCACUUCGCACCGCACCCGAAAUCUCGCUUUGAAGGCUUCUAUUCCAAGUUCGAUCUACCUUCAGGCUCUCACAUUGCGCUCGUCAUCUGCACUGUACCCAAAGCUACCAAGCUCCCUCCACACAUGGUCUCUUUCACAUACUAUCCUUCGUCUGGCUCGCCAAUUUUCCAACGCGAACAUUGGGUCUCGAACAUUGAUCGAGUCAUCACCGGCCCAAGCAACGCAUUCGAGCUCAAGACCGAUUUCGGCAGCAUGCGUGUCGCCCCCAACGGCGACACGACCUACAACCUACAAGCCCCUGAAUGGGGUCUCAAAGCAACGACAACCUCCCGAACAGCCUGGUUCCCCGAGCAAAACAAGCACACUCCCGAAGGCUGGCUCGUGCACCUCCCUCUACCCCUCCACUGGCACGUCCACAGUCUUUCCUCCCGUGCAGAUUUUCAGCUUUCGAUACCUUCCCAAGGGAUAAAUCAGAAAGGCACCGCAGCCGUCCACCAAGAGAAAAACUGGGCAAACAGCUUCCCCUCAGCGCAUGUGUGGGUGCAAUCCAGGGACCCCCUUUCCGCCCGGGGCAUCUGUCUCGCAGGCGGCAAAAUCCUCGGCAUGCAUGCCUUCCUCUUAGGCUACCGUUCUCCAUCACUGAGCUUAGACUUCCUGCCUCCAUUUGCGCUCGCCAUACCCAUAUCCUUUAUGUCGUGGAUGAUAUCGCCCUUCAUGACCCACACCGUCGAUUACGCGUCCCGGCUCUUCACCCUUACGGUAUCCAAUCUCUUCUACAAGAUUGAGAUUAGAGCGCAGGCGCCGAGGGAGGGUGGCUGGUUUGGUCUGGGAAGUCCGUUCCCAGAGGGUCAUAGGAAGAACUUUUGCUCCGAGAGCUUUUUGGCGAAUGUUGAUGUUAUGGUGUGGCAGAGGAGCGUGUGGAAUUGGGCGUGGAAGGAGGCCACAAGCACGUUCAUGUUCACAAGCAAGGAAUUUCGAAAGUAUGGUGGUGUUUAG